This is a messenger RNA of Durio zibethinus, 1713 nucleotides long. RefSeq names its product aspartic proteinase PCS1-like. Gene Ontology annotation, molecular function: aspartic-type endopeptidase activity. Gene Ontology annotation, cellular component: extracellular region. Gene Ontology annotation, biological process: proteolysis. The record is from RefSeq and is a predicted model, not a curated record. Lineage: Eukaryota; Viridiplantae; Streptophyta; Magnoliopsida; Malvales; Malvaceae.
ACUACCCCAACCUUUCUUCUCCGCUCUGCCCAAGCUCACUCGUUACUUUGAAUCAAUGGCUCUUCUCUUACAAAAUCUGCCCGUUAUUUCCUCUCUCCCUCUUUUUCUUUUCUUCCUUGCUUCUUUUUGUUCUCUCUUAACACAAGGAAAACCAACGCAAAACCAGAACAUGUCCGUUUCCUUCUCGUUUCCUCUCACUUCCGUCCGUUUCUCUCGUAGUAAUGUUCAAACGCUAUUCCCUUCUUUUGUUUCAGAAACCAAGCCAAACCCACGGGUUAGGCCAAGGCCAAGGCCAACCCCAUCUUCAUAUAAUUAUAAAACAACGUUCAAGUAUUCAAUGGCUUUGGUCGUGGCUCUCCCUAUAGGCACUCCACCGCAGACUCAGCAGAUGGUGUUGGAUACUGGGAGCCAACUCUCCUGGAUUCAGUGCCACAAAAAGGUUGCCCAAAAGCCGCCUCCUAUGGCGUCGUUUGAUCCUUCUCUUUCCUCUUCUUUCUCGGUUUUGCCAUGUAACCACCCUCUCUGUAAGCCUCGAAUUCCCGAUUUUACCCUCCCUACUUCUUGCGACCAGAACCGUUUAUGCCACUAUUCUUACUUCUACGCCGACGGAACACUUGCUGAGGGCAACCUCGUCAAAGAAAAAAUCACUUUUUCACGUUCCCAAAGUACCCCUCCUUUGAUCCUUGGUUGUGCCACCGAUACCAGCGAAGACAAGGGUAUUUUGGGAAUGAACCUUGGACGGUUGUCUUUUGCUUCCCAAGCUAAAAUUUCCAAGUUUUCUUACUGUGUGCCUACUCGUCGGACGCAACCCGGGGUUUCACCCACCGGGUCGUUUUAUCUCGGUGAAAACCCGAAUUCCCGCGGGUUUCAGUACGUUAACCUUUUGAUUUUCCCUCGAAGUCGAACCAUGCCUAAUAUGGAUCCUUUGGCAUACACUCUUCCAAUGCAAGGGAUACGAAUUGGAGCAAAAAAAUUGCCAAUCCCCACUUCCGUUUUCCGACCCGAUGCAGGCGGAUCGGGUCAAACCAUUAUCGAUUCGGGUUCAGAGUUCACUUACUUGGUUGAUGAGGCCUAUAACACGGUGAGGGAAGAAGUGGUGAGGCUAGUAGGUCCCAGGCUUAAAAAGAGUUACGUGUACGGUGGAGUAGCUGACAUGUGUUUUGACGGCAACCCAAUUGAGAUCGGACGGUUGAUGGGUGAUAUGGUAUUGGAGUUUGAGAAAGGGGUGGAGAUCACCGUUGACAAGGAAAGGAUGUUAGCUGAUGUUGGAGGUGGGGUCCAUUGCUUGGGGAUCGGACGGUCGAAUAUGCUUGGGAUUGCGAGCAAUAUAGUCGGAAACGUUCAUCAACAAAAUCUUUGGGUGGAAUUUGAUCUAGCCAAUGGGAGAGUGGGAUUCGGUAAGGCUGAUUGUAGCAGAGCAUUAUAGUCAUUACGGUGAUAUAUAUUCUACUGGCGGUCUGAAUUAAGCCUAGGACACGUGUCACGUGGUGAACAUGGGAUUGGUUGAUCCAUAUAUGGUUAUGACAAAGUUCUUAAAGAUCCACGUACUUCAAGUUGCAGUGUUGUAUUGUAGUAGUUAGUUGGGAUGGGAAGUGAGAGUAGCUAAAGUGUAUAUAUGAGGAUGUAAAAUUUAUGUAAUGAAAAAUCAAUCAUUAUGGUUUAUUUAUGCUUUGCUCUCUCAUUCUGCAAGGAUACGACAAGAUUUCUCCACCA